AUGGACAUGGUGCCGGUGUCCCGAGGGGCCACCAAGGAUGUGCUGGCGAUGGCCAACCUGGAGGUGGACCUGUCCAAGAUCCAGCCGGGCCAGACCAUCACGGUGAAGUGGCGCGGCAAGCCCGUCUUCAUCCGGCGCCGGACCGAGGACGACAUCGCCAAGGCCAAUGCGGUGGAGCUGUCCAACCUGCGGGACCCCGAGCCCGACUCGGUGCGCGUGAAGAACCCGGAGUGGCUCAUCGUCAUCGGCGUGUGCACCCACCUGGGCUGCGUCCCGCUGCCCAACGCCGGCGACUACCAGGGCUGGUUCUGCCCCUGCCACGGCUCCCACUACGACACCUCGGGCCGCAUCCGGAAGGGGCCCGCCCCGUACAACCUGGAGGUCCCCACCUACUCCUUCAUGGACGAUGACAAGGUCGUGGUCGGGUAG
This is a messenger RNA of Auxenochlorella protothecoides, 429 nucleotides long. RefSeq names its product Cytochrome b-c1 complex subunit Rieske-1, mitochondrial. The transcript is spliced from 2 exons. Gene Ontology annotation, biological process: mitochondrial electron transport, ubiquinol to cytochrome c. Gene Ontology annotation, cellular component: membrane. The record is from RefSeq and is a predicted model, not a curated record. Lineage: Eukaryota; Viridiplantae; Chlorophyta; Trebouxiophyceae; Chlorellales; Chlorellaceae. Gene Ontology annotation, molecular function: quinol-cytochrome-c reductase activity; 2 iron, 2 sulfur cluster binding. The coding region runs from base 1 to 429 and encodes 142 amino acids.